This is a messenger RNA of Penicillium vulpinum, 1920 nucleotides long. RefSeq names its product FACT complex subunit POB3. Gene Ontology annotation, cellular component: FACT complex; nucleus. Lineage: Eukaryota; Fungi; Ascomycota; Eurotiomycetes; Eurotiales; Aspergillaceae. The transcript is spliced from 7 exons. The record is from RefSeq and is a predicted model, not a curated record. Gene Ontology annotation, molecular function: nucleosome binding; histone binding; DNA binding. The coding region runs from base 1 to 1920 and encodes 639 amino acids.
AUGCUCUUCAUCGCCUCAGGCAUUAGCGCUAAACUCCUUUUGGCUGAAGUGGCCUCCCUAUGGCGCGCCGCAACGCGAACUCCAGAAACCGAAAUCUUAAAGCUUUCAACCCAGCUCGCCCUCACCCCUCACCCACCUUUCUCAUCUCCGCAAUUUUACAUCUAUAAGCUCCGUCAUAGCUUCGACAACAUCUACCUGGACCUCUCAAAGCAGCCUGGAAAAUGCAAGCUUGCUGAGAGUGGUCUGGGCUGGCGCCCGUCCGGUGGUGGCGAUACCUUCACUCUCGACAGCAGCAACAUCGGUGCAGCCCAAUGGAGUCGCGCUGCGAAAGGCUUUGAGCUGAAGAUCCUGUCGCGAUCGUCUGGAGUGAUCCAACUGGAUGGAUUCGAUCAAGAGGUAAACUACGCCGAACAUUUUGCGACCAUUGACCUAAGACUGACAACCCAAAAGGACUUUGAGCGACUGAGCAAAGCAUUCAAGAUUUGGUACGGCAUUAACGUGGAGACCCGCGAGCACGCACUUCGAGGAUGGAACUGGGGAAAGGCAGAAUUCACAAAAGCAGAGCUGGCCUUUAACGUCCAAAACCGACCCGCCUUCGAAGUCCCUUAUUCCGAAAUCUCAAACACCAAUUUGGCUGGAAGGAACGAGGUCGCCGUUGAGUUUGCACUCCCUACUGGCGACGGAGGCGAUGCCGUGACAAAGCCUGGAAGCACAAAGAACCGAGGCCGCAAGGCUGCUGCAGGCCCCGACGAGCUGGUCGAAAUGCGAUUCUACAUUCCCGGAACGGCCACGAAGAAGGAGAAGACAGAAGGCGAAGGCGCCGAGGGCGAAGAAGAAGAUAACGAGGAAGGGGCUGAGGAGCAGAAUGCUGCCAACCUCUUCUACGAGACACUUAUGGACAAGGCCGAGAUUGGAGACGUCGCCGGCGAUACCUUUGCUACAUUCUUGGAUGUUCUUCAUCUCACGCCCAGAGGUCGCUUCGAUAUUGACAUGUACGAAUCGUCCUUCCGGUUGCGCGGAAAGACAUACGACUACAAGAUUCAAUAUUCGGCCAUUAAGAAAUUCUUCCUUCUUCCCAAGAAUGACGAUACCCACACUCUUAUUGUCCUUGGUCUUGAUCCUCCUCUGCGACAGGGUCAGACCCGUUAUCCUUUCCUGGUUAUGCAGCUCAAGUUGGACGAGGAGAUUAGCCUUGAGAUGAACAUGACAGAGGAUAUCUUGAACAGUCAGUACAAGGACAAGUUGCAGCCCCACUAUGAAGAGCCAAUCCACCAGGUCGUCACCAAGGUUUUCCGUGGCUUAUCUGGAAAGAAGGUCAUUAUGCCUUCUAAGGAUUUCUCCAGCCACCACGGUCACCAAGGCGUCAAGUGCUCAAUCAAGGCCAACGAAGGUCUCCUAUACUUUUUGGAUAAGAGCCUCAUGUUCGUUCCCAAACCCGCGACCUACAUUCAAAUGGAGAACAUCGCGAUUGUCACAAUGUCGCGUGUCGGAGGCGCUGUUUCUGCCAGUCGAACCUUCGAUAUCACUGUUAGCCUGAAAGGUGGCUUGGGUGAACAUCAAUUCAGCAAUAUCAACCGCGAGGAACAAAAAUCCCUCGAGGACUUUUUCAAGGCUAAGAGCAUCCGCAUCAAGAAUGAGAUGGCCGAAGAGGCUUCUGGACUUAUUGCUGCUGCUCUUGACAACGCUGCCAUGGGCUCCAGCGAUGAUGAAGUGCGAGCUGAUCGCGGAUCAGCAGAUGAGGACGAGUCGUCAGUCGACGAAGACUUUGCUGGUUCUUCAGAAUCUGAUGUGGCUGAGGAAUUCGACUCUGAUCACGAGAGUAGUGGUGAUAGCGAUGAGGAGAUGGGUGAUGCUUCCGGUGGAGAGGGCGACAAGCAAGAGGAUGAGCCUCCUAAGAAGAAGAGCAAGACGUCUAAUUAG